AUGGAGGAACAGUACAGCAACAACACGUUCCAGAACGACAGCUAUUAUGAUUAUGAUUAUGAUGAUGUGGGUGAAUUAGUACUCCCAUUUGAUCUACCGAUUCAGCUAAAUAUUGCGUUUUGGAUCGCCAUCGUCAUCUGUCUUCCGUUGAUCAUACCGGCCAUCUACUAUCUGUAUUCUCUGGUACGUGAUGAUCACGUUGCUCCAAUCUACGUCAUCAACCUUCUCAUCUCUGACUUUAUUCAGCUCUGUUGCAUGGUGAUGUGGUUGGGAAAACCCAAGCGUCUUCUGUUCUUCAUCACCUUGGUAAUUCACAUCAUUGGUGUAAUGGCCAGUGUCGGCUUCAUGGUCUGUAUUUCCCUGGAAAGGUAUUUGGUCAUUGCCUGGCCUCUGUGGUACCGCUUCAGAAGAACCGUGAAGGUCUCAGUGGUGGUCUGUGUUGUGGUCUGGGUCUUAGCUUUGGUCCUUACUUUUUUGUCCAUGUUCAUUGGACCCAAGCCCAUUGCAGUAAUCCUUCUCCUCCCCUUCCCCGUGCUCAUCUUCUCUGUGGUUGGGAUCUUUAAAGGCCUGUCUGCUGCCAUCUCUGUGUCCUCUGAGGAAAAACGACGAAUUGUUGGAGCUACAAUUCUGGUGUUGCUUAAUUACACACUGCUGUUCCUGCCUCUCAUAAUUUGGAGCAAAACAUUAGAUCAUACUAUGACUAACCCUUUUGCAUUCAUCUGCUUAAAUCCUCUUGGAGACUUGGUUCUGUAUGUUUUCAUGAGAAAAGGGGCCAUAGACAAGAUUUUAGCCUCUCUGUGUUGUUGCAGGAUGGAAACACAGCAGCAGCAGAUCAUUGCUGUAAAUGAUAAUAACAUGACGACAGUCAGCUCUGUGUAGGCAGAGGAAGCUAACAGAGUA
Scomber japonicus (chub mackerel) is the source of this 900-nucleotide messenger RNA. RefSeq names its product mas-related G-protein coupled receptor member B5-like. Gene Ontology annotation, cellular component: membrane. Gene Ontology annotation, biological process: G protein-coupled receptor signaling pathway. Bases 1 to 879 code for a protein of 292 amino acids. Gene Ontology annotation, molecular function: G protein-coupled receptor activity. The record is from RefSeq and is a predicted model, not a curated record. Lineage: Eukaryota; Metazoa; Chordata; Actinopteri; Scombriformes; Scombridae. The transcript has 3 exons.